Messenger RNA from Guyanagaster necrorhizus, 938 nucleotides. RefSeq lists its product as uncharacterized. The record is from RefSeq and is a predicted model, not a curated record. The transcript is spliced from 7 exons. NCBI's taxonomy places the organism in Eukaryota, Fungi, Basidiomycota, Agaricomycetes, Agaricales, Physalacriaceae. Bases 18 to 641 code for a protein of 207 amino acids.
UUUACCCGUUCUCUACGAUGUCGUGGCGGAGUCACAUAACAUCGGCUGCCAAGAACUUCCAACUUGGCUAUAAUAUUCAGAAACCUUAUCCAUGGAGGGGUACAACACCAUUCGCGUGUAUCUUUUUUGUAGGAUUGACAAUACUGCUGGUCUUCAUCAACAUUCCUUUAUCGGCAUACGACGUUGUCCAGGAAUUUACAUACACUCCAAACGAUACUUCCCCAUCACUUCCCUUCAACAGCGUCGUUCCUGCAUCCCUUAGACACACAGCCGGGGAUUUUACACCACAGACAUUCAAAGUCGGCGAUACUAUUCAAAGCAAUCUCUCUGCCUUUAACUAUGUGAUUACGGAGGCGUUUAAGGAUAGCGCCUCAUACGAUCCUGUUGGCUCGUUCCCUUAUUAUAAUAAUCCCUUAUCAUCGUGUGAUGUUUCAAAUAUUUCGUUGUCGUUACGAAAGGAGGAGCGGGCCUCGUUGUCUGCAGUUAUCUCUUGUUGGUUACCUGUGUACUACAGGAUGACUCUAAGUCUAAAUCACGCAUCGAUGCAAGAUCGUACAUUCCAGUUUCUGAGUGCCAUGCUCGACCUAGAUGCUUUGCUCACAGAUGCGGAAUACGGGUGGGAUUCAGAAAAGACCUACUAGCAAUCAGACUGUCACCGGCAUCGACAUUUCAGUAUUUCCCUGUUGCGUUUGCGGUGGCGAGGGUUGGUACGGAGAACCAAACGUUGAAACACAAUCACAAGUGCCGAUGAUGUUUGACCACCCUUUUUGUGACGGCGAUGUGGCAAAGUUCAAGGCAGACUGGGCAGCCGUGUACUAUGGACAAGGCGCUUUUUUGGGUUAGACACCGCAUCGGGGUGGGUACCAAGAACUGACAUAGAAAUCUUUGUAGAUUUUAUAGAUGGUGAAGGGCCGUCCAGCCCGGGCGCUAAUAUCCUA